Lodderomyces jiufengensis is the source of this 1500-nucleotide messenger RNA. RefSeq lists its product as uncharacterized. NCBI's taxonomy places the organism in Eukaryota, Fungi, Ascomycota, Pichiomycetes, Serinales, Debaryomycetaceae. Gene Ontology annotation, biological process: carboxylic acid metabolic process. The coding region runs from base 1 to 1500 and encodes 499 amino acids. The record is from RefSeq and is a predicted model, not a curated record. Gene Ontology annotation, molecular function: carboxy-lyase activity; pyridoxal phosphate binding. The transcript has a single exon. Gene Ontology annotation, cellular component: cytoplasm.
AUGACAAUUAAAUCGGAUUUAGAAUCAAAUAGAGUAGAAGAAUUAGAUAAUUUGCUAACUUUAAUAAAACCAAAAAUACUAGAUCAUAUUGCAAAAUCAGAUCCAAAUCAUGAAUUAUAUACUUCAAAUUCAUUAGGUAAAUAUAAUGAACCAAAUUAUUUAAAGUCAAUUUUUUUAAAAAAUGAUAAUAAUUUAGAAAAUCCAGUAUCUGAAGAAAAACUUGAAAAAAUUAUUGAUGAUGUAUUAGAAUAUUCUGUAAAUACUUGGAAUCCAGGAUUUUUAGAUAAAUUAUAUGCAUCAAAUAAUCCAAUAGGUAUUAUAUCAGAUAUUUUGUUGAGUGUAUUAAAUACAAAUUCUCAUGUAUAUACUGUAUCACCAGUAUUAUCAGUUUUAGAAAAUUAUAUUGGAAAAAAAUAUGCUUCAUUAUUUUUUAUAAAUGAUAAAGAUACAUGUGGUGGAUUAACAUUUAGUGGAGGUUCAUGGUCAAAUAUAACAAGUUUACAAAUUGCAAGAAGUUUAAAAUAUCCAGAAACUAAAAAUAAAGGUAAUCUGGGAUAUAAAUUUGCUAUAUAUACUAGUAAACAUUGUCAUUAUUCAGUUGUAAAAGGUGCUAUAUUAUUAGGAUUAGGAUCAGAUAAUGUAUUUAAAAUUAAUGUUGAUAAUGAUGGGAAAAUUAUAACUUCUGAAUUAGAAGAAACUAUUAAAAAAACAUUACAAGAUGGAUAUACUCCAUUAUAUAUAAAUGCUACUGCUGGUACUACUGUAUUUGGAUCUUAUGAUAAUUUUAAUGAAAUUUCACAAAUUGCAAAAAAAUAUAAUAUUUUUUUCCAUAUUGAUGGAUCAUGGGGUGGUAAUGUAAUAUUUUCACCUAAAUAUAAAGAUAGAUUAUCAGGUAGUGAAUUUGCAGAUUCAAUAACUGUAAAUCCUCAUAAAAUGUUGGGUAUACCAAAUACAUGUUCAUUUUUAUUAUUACCAAAAGUUUCAAAUUUUCAAACUAGUAUGAGUUUAAAAGCUCCUUAUUUAUUUCAUAAUAGAGAAGAUAAUGAUGAUUCAGAAAAUUAUGAUUUAGCUGAUGGUACAAUGGGUUGUGGUCGUAGAGCUGAUAGUUUUAAAUUUUAUUUAUCUUGGUUAUAUUAUGGUACUUCUGGAUUUGAAAAAAGAAUAAAUCAUGCUUUUCAAAUUCAACAAUAUUUUGUUUCUCAAAUUACAAAAGAUUUCAGGUUUGAAAUAGUUGGACCUAAUCCUCCUCAAUGUUUACAAGUUUGUUUUUACUAUAAACCUGAACAUGUAAAAACAAAAAAUAAUACUGAAAUUACAAGAUUUAUAUCGAGAAGAUUACAUCUGUUGGGGAAAUAUCUUGUUGAUUUUAGUCCUAAUCCUAAUGAUGAUUCACAAGGGGAAUUUUUUAGAGUUGUCUUUAAUUCUCCAAUUUUGACUGAUUUAACUGUUGAUGAUUUAAUUAGUAGUAUUAUUUCAGUUGGUGAAGAAUUUAAACAUUAA